Messenger RNA from Patella vulgata (common limpet), 3706 nucleotides. RefSeq lists its product as uncharacterized. The transcript has 2 exons. The coding region runs from base 779 to 2020 and encodes 413 amino acids. Gene Ontology annotation, cellular component: membrane. The record is from RefSeq and is a predicted model, not a curated record. NCBI's taxonomy places the organism in Eukaryota, Metazoa, Mollusca, Gastropoda, Patellidae.
UACUCCAUCACAGUCCGACUAUAGGAACAAAACAUGUUGAAGAUUGGAAGUCGCUCUUCUGUAAGGCUUCUUUGUUUGUUUAAGAAACAUAUGAGGCUAUUUCCAGUUUUAAAAAAAAGAGACUACAAAAAUGUAUUUUGAGACUAAAGUCAACAGAAUAAAGUGAGGUCAUUUACCUAACCAGAAAUUAUAGAUGAGGAAUGUGAUCAGGGAGAAAAAAUGUGAGAUGCCACUUAGACUAUGAAAAUAUCAGACUGGUAUCAGGAUAAUCCAGGGAAUAAAUCACAUGAAUUUUUAUCAGAAAGAACAUGUUUGCAUCGUCAACUGAUAAAACCUACGAAGCUUUUACCUGCUAACAAUAUUAAAAAGUGCUCUAGAGGAUUGAAACUUUUUACAAAUGAACUAGAUGUUUUAUCAUAUACAGUUAUUAAUCAAAGCGCAUGUUUCUGCAGCAAGGUUUUCUGAAUGUUCUGUUUGAUGAAGUGAUUAGUACUGAUUAGGUAAAGCAGACAUAGAACAAGAUCCUGACAGGCGGACAGUUGUAAAAAUUGGCAGGAGUUUAUGUUGUUUAAAACUGGUAAAAUCAUUUUGGUCAGUUGUUGUAGACAUUCUAUACCUAGAUCUACAAUAAUCACAUAUUAUAUACAUAGUGUUAUUACCUACAGAAUGUAAAUGGCAAUCUAAUAAGUAACUGGUAUUAUUAGUACUUGCUACAGUUUAUUAUAGAGACCUUCUAGCCCUGCCUUACCAUCAGUCUUCGAAGAAAAUUAUAUUAGUGAUGGAACCCAAUAUUAUAGAGGAUACUAAUGGUUUUUAUAUGGGCACAAAUGAGACCGUUAUGACAAAUGAGUAUUACGACUAUUAUGAAAAUGCUUACGCAAGUUUAUGUACAGAAACAGUUGAUGGAAAAACAGAAGAUGCUGUCAACAGUUUUCUACAAACUUAUGUGUUUCCUAUUUUACUACUGGUUGGAACUAUCGGUAACCUGAUAUCAUUACGCUGUUUACAUCAACUUAGCAUCAAUGUGUGGUCAUCUUGUUUAUAUUUAAAUGUUCUGUGUGUGGUAGAUUUGUUUGUUCUAUUUGUGGAUUGUGGUAAUCGUUGGUUUGUGAAAGUCACAGAACAAAAUCUCAGUGAUCAAAUCAUGAAGACAUCUGCAGCCAUAUGUAAGGUUUAUCCUUUCGUUUUUCAAUUCAUUCUCCAUAUUGGUCCAUGGAUAUUAGUGGCCUCUUCUGUUGAGAUGAUGAUUGCUGCACGCUAUCCGCUGCUCAUAUAUAAGAUGUGUACACGAGAGCGAGCUAAAGCUGUAAUGUUGUUAAUGACAGUGCUUCUUAUGUGUCUUAACAUGCACUACUUCUGGACACAUGGCUUGGUGACCUAUAAUGAAGGGCCAACCCAUUCGCAAACACAAUGCAUUUACAUCGAGGAAUUUUCAGAAUAUUUCCGAGACACUGUUUGGCCAUUCUUGAGUCUAGCAGUAGGUGAUGUUAUUCCACUGAUUGUUGUGUCAGCUCUUUUUUUCACAACAACAGCUGCCAUGAUGCGAGGGCGACACAAACAAAAUGAUUUAAAGAAAACUUUGGAGAAAUAUUUUAUGGAUAUCCACUCACUAAAUGAACUAAAGACAACAUUUGUUCUCAUUAGUUUGUUUUAUAUAAUAGUUAUAACUUUAAGAGUGAUACUCGUCACUGUGGAAUACCUUAUUCAGCUCAGAGCUGUAGAAAUCCCCUGUGAAGUAGCAUCGAAAGUGUAUGCAGUCAUUGGAUUACUACAUACAAUAAUAGACAUUUUGUUCUACUGUUAUAUCAGUUUUAAGAUUGUGAUUUACCUAGCAACAAGCAGACGCUUUCGUAAAGAAUUAGUUAACAUGGUUGUCAGUGUAAUAUCAGUGUGUCAAAGAAAAGACCGAAUCAAUUUAUCAACAAACAAUCUAGCAGCUAAACCGUUAAUGGAAGUUGAUCAUAUCACACCAUCAAAUCAAACUGAGGCUGGACCAUCAAAUAUCAGUACCAACGUCUGAAUUUUCUGCAAGGAAACCUAGUUAAAAUUAUAUUAUAAAAGUAGUCUAAUAAUAUUAGUUCCAUAAUUAGACUUUAUCAAGUUUAGUUCAACUACUGCACUGUCACAUAUAUUUUAAAACUAGAGAAAGUAAAAAUAAAACACCAGAUAACAAACAGUAGAAACUGCUGUCAUAUAUUUUAUAAAACUACAAUACAUUGUAAUAUUGAUUUGAUCAAGUGACAUUUAUCUAUGUACAAAAGAAAUGAAAUGAAAUGGGGUUUAAUGUCUCACUUUUCUACACAGAAUAUCUAAAUACAAGUCUGUACUGCUAGGGCAAACAUAUUUAUAUACCUAGUACAUGUAAUAGGGAAGCAUUUUAAAAUAUAAAUGGUGUAAUCAAAUCUCAAAUAACAUUUGUCUGUAGGAAAUAUUGAGAUAAAUAACAAUUUAUAUUACUGAAUUUUCCUAUUUUAAAAAUACACUACUUCAUUUAUAUCAGACUACAUUCAAAACAUGAUUCAAUUUAUUCAGAAAUAGAUCUACAUUUAAGCCUACUGUCUAAAUAAUUUACAAUCUGAUUAACUAUAAACAAUACAUUUCGGUUUUUUCCAUACACACUAAACUGAAUUUUAUAUUAUAUAAAUGAUGGUGGUGUACAUUUAAUAACUGUUAUGGAAUAUCAACAUCAACACAAUUUACAAAAAUGUCCCUUUGGUAUUUUAUAACGGGAAAGUUGGCUCCCCUGCCAGAGAAAAUAUAACAUUACAGACUUUAAUCCUGUGAGACAGCAACUAAAUCUGAACUAAAGCUACCAGUCUACAGCUAAAUCUAACCUAUAGCUAUCAGGCAUUCAAUAAUCUUACAGAUAAAGAGUACACAUCUUAUAUGAUACAUAGUUCUGAUUAAACCUUUUUAACAAUAUUCACCAAAUCUACAUCUCUAAUAUAUAUUGUAACAUGGACGGGAUAGCUUCCUUUGUUUUUUUCUUUGAAUAAGAAGAUUGUUUGAAAACGUUGAGAGAAUACUCUUCGAAACGUCGCCCAAAUAAAUCAGUAAUUGUUCUUCCAUAAGUAUGUGUUAUAGUUUAUUGCUCUAUCCAGUUACUAAAUGCCUCUAAAAGAUCAUUGUUUUUCCUCUAGUAGAUUGAGUGGAGCUUAACCGUGCAAUAACUAGACAUGUUCAAUGUCAUUGCACUCUUUUGCUGGUUUACACUAGUUUUUAAUAGAAAUCAUAUAGAGAAAUGGGGUGGGUUUUCUGUGCAAUAACAACAAGCAUGUUGAGCAGGUGUCAAUGUUACAAGUCAUUUAUAGCACGUUUCAUUCGUCAACAGGUUUAACAUUUCGACCUAUGGUCUCGAUGUUUAAACCUGUCGAGAUGUUAAACCUGUUAACGAAUGAAAGCUGUGCUAUAAAUAUAACUUGUGAGGACAGUAUCACACAUAACAAAUACAGCAUUAGGACAAAUUAAUCCACAAUAGAGGCUAGACAAAAUACAGAUACUGAAAGCUAUAAGAAAACUAAUGAGUCAAGCAAAUGUAUCUGAUGCCUCACCAUAUGAUGCACAUUUGAUAAAAUAUUUUCAGUAUUUCUAUGUAAUGUUCUAUUGUGGAAUGUUUUAUAAUGUCUUGUAGAAGUAACAGAAUAAUAUGUACAUUUGUAAACAUUAUAUUGUAAGCUUAUAUAACACAAUAAACUAUACUGUUUUU